This is a messenger RNA of Anneissia japonica, 1081 nucleotides long. Its product is annotated as poly(U)-specific endoribonuclease-like. NCBI's taxonomy places the organism in Eukaryota, Metazoa, Echinodermata, Crinoidea, Comatulida, Comatulidae. Gene Ontology annotation, biological process: immune response. The transcript has 6 exons. Bases 146 to 1066 code for a protein of 306 amino acids. The record is from RefSeq and is a predicted model, not a curated record. Gene Ontology annotation, molecular function: scavenger receptor activity; polysaccharide binding; RNA endonuclease activity.
CAUUCUGGGACGAAGUAGGCCUAAUGUAAUGUUGACACAGUGUUAAUAUUUCACUUCCGACGUGAAACACAGAAAACAAUAAAAGGCAACACUAAACAUUGUUGAGGUAAUAAACUAGUAAGACCUUGACAUUGAUCCGGUAGACAUGAAGUACGUUAACAUUCUUCUACUGUUUGCUUGCAUAUACGAUGCUGUUCUUCUGUCACGUGCGGACUCAUGUUCGGGAAGAUGUGAUUCUGGGUUCAGCAACUCAUACGACUGUCAGUGUAACACUCAAUGUGCUACUUAUGGGGAUUGCUGUUCUGACUAUCAGUUAGAGUGUUUGGGUUCAUGCUCUGGGAGGUGUGACACUAAUCUGGACAGCAGCAAGGACUGCCAAUGUAACAGUGCUUGUGAAAAAUAUGGCGACUGUUGUUCUGAUUACCAUACACUAUGUACAGGAGGAUCUGGUCCCGUACCAGUGACAUCUGCGGAUUUGACGACACUUGCUAACACACUGUGGUCGGUUGAUGGAAACCGUGCGUCGUCUUCUCAAUUUACCGUCAAUAAGCAGACAAAGCUUAGCAGCUCUUCAAACACUGUUGACAAGUCUAGCUCACCACUCUUGUCGUACGUAGACGGUGCUCUAUUGAAAAAGGAUACCUAUGCUAAGUUUAUUUCCCUGCUUGACAAUUUUAUCGCAAGUACUGGACGUAAUGAAGUCUUCACAUCGACUGAGACUAAAGAGAAAGAUGCUUUCAUGAGCGCUAUUAUGAAAACAUCCGUCAUGACAGAAACUUAUAAUUUCCUGUACUCCAAAGGCUACGUUUUAAGUUUAGAGGAUUUCCAGUAUAAGAUGGAAGAGAUGUGGUUUAAAGCGUAUGGUAGAUCGUCUUCUUCCGAUUCCUCUGGAUUCGAACAUGUCUUCGUCGGCGAACAGAAAAGCACCUCCGUCUCCGGAUUUCACAACUGGAUCCAAUUGUACCACGAAGAGCAGUCUGGCGACUUGAACUACUAUGGCUACACCAAAGACGCUUCCGUAACUAUAAUUUUAUCAAAUGAAAUUACAGUACAAUUAAAAGUGUAGGGUGAUCGUCAUUUA